This is a messenger RNA of Mangifera indica (mango), 1667 nucleotides long. Its product is annotated as TOM1-like protein 1. Bases 169 to 1353 code for a protein of 394 amino acids. NCBI's taxonomy places the organism in Eukaryota, Viridiplantae, Streptophyta, Magnoliopsida, Sapindales, Anacardiaceae. Gene Ontology annotation, molecular function: phosphatidylinositol binding; ubiquitin binding. Gene Ontology annotation, biological process: protein transport to vacuole involved in ubiquitin-dependent protein catabolic process via the multivesicular body sorting pathway. The record is from RefSeq and is a predicted model, not a curated record. The transcript has 4 exons.
ACAAAUGCAGUUUUUUUUAAUGAAAAAGAAAAAUCUUAACUCUCUCGCUAACGUAUGUGAGAGUGGCGGAAACAAGAAGGAAGAUCGUUAACAACUUUACUGAGUCGUUGCCUGUCAUCGUCUCAACUCAACUCAAUCCAUUUCAACUCUAUCAAAGGAUUUGUGAAGAUGAGUGAUAAUUUAAUGGAGAAAGUUAGUGCCUUUGGUGAACGCCUUAAGAUUGGAGGAGCUGAGGUGAGCCGCAAAAUGAGUGAAGGCAUGAGCCAAAUGAGCUUUAAAAUGAAGGAGCUUUUCCAAGGCUCAAAUCCAGCUGAUAAGCUUGUUGAGGAUGCCACGUCAGAGACCCUUGAGGAGCCUGAUUGGGCCUUGAAUCUUGAUAUUUGUGACAUGAUCAAUAGUGACAAAAUUAACAGUGUUGAAUUGAUCCGUGGCAUAAAGAAGAGGAUCAUGCUGAAAAUCCCUAUGGUUCAAUACUUGGCUUUGGUGUUGCUUGAAACAUGUGUUAAGAAUUGUGAAAAGGCUUUUUCAGAGGUGGCAGCAGAGAGGGUUCUUGAUGAAAUGAUCAAGCUGAUUGAUGAUCCCCAAACUGUUUUUAAUAAUAGGAACAAGGCUUUGAUGCUAAUUGAAUCUUGGGGUGAAUCAACAGGAGAACUCCGCUACUUGCCUGUUUAUGAAGAAACAUACAAGAGUUUAAGAUCCAGGGGCAUCCGGUUUCCAGGACGUGACAGUGAGAGUUUGGCACCUAUUUUUACUCCUCCCCGUUCAGCACCAGAAGUGGAUCCCAAUCUUGCACAGCACAUGCAGCAUGAUAUUCCUGUGCAAAGCUUUACUGCUGAACAAACAAAGGAAGCAUUUGAUGUGGCUAGAAACAGUAUUGAGCUUCUUACAACAGUUUUAUCCUCUUCACCCCAACAAGAUGCUUUACAGGAUGACUUGACCACGACGCUCGUACAACAGUGUCGUCAAUCUCAGUUCACAAUCCAGAGAAUCAUUGAAACUGCAGGAGAUAAUGAGCCCUUGCUCUUUGAAGCUCUGAAUGUGAAUGAUGAGAUCCAAAAAGCUCUUGCCAAGUAUGGGGAUUUGAAGAAGCCAUCGGUGGUUCCAACUGAACCAGAACCUGCUAUGAUUCCUGUAGCUGUCGAGGCUGAUGAGUCUCCCCAUCACACAAAAGAAGAUGCUCUUAUUAGAAAGCCUGCUGGUUCCCGUGGUGGGUCCCAUGGAGCAAGUACUGAUGACAUGAUGGAUGAUCUUGAUGAAAUGAUCUUUGGUAAGAAAGGCAGUGCGGGUUCAUCUGAAGGUGGACAUGAUUCAAAGAAGCAGCAAACUCCAAAAGACGAUCUCAUUAGCUUCUGAGCUGUGUUAUAUACAUACACAUUUCAUAUCUUAGGACACGAGGCCUCACAUUCUGCCGCAGAUGCCUUGAGGCCAUUUAGUAGUUGAAGACAAUUGUGUUUUGAUUUCAAAUCCUUUAGCCCUCAAAAACACGAUCAUUGCAUUCUCUUUUGAAGUUUCACUUGUCGUGUUCCUUCAUUUCGUGUAAUUAGUUUAUCUUUGAAUUUGGCUACAUAAUUGCUUUAUGAAAUAUACAUUGAAGUAUUGACAAUGUAUGAUGAACAUAUUGGAGCUCUGUCACUUUCAUUUCUUGAAUGGCUGGGGUUUGUGUCUAA